UCCCUCGGCGCCGGGAACAUGGCGGUGGCUGGGGCGUGGGGGCUGCUGCGAGGAGCCGUCCGGGAGCUGCUGCGGCUGCCGCUCGCGGGGGCCGCCCCCGGCCCGGAGCGCGGCUUCAGCCUCUCUCACAGUCGGGGCACGGUCAUCGUGGAGCGCUGGUGGAAGGUACCGUUGGCUGGAGACGGCCGGAAGCCGCGCCUGCACCGGCGACACCGCGUUUACAAGCUGGUAGAGGACACGAAACACGGGCCCAAAGGCAACCUGGAGCUCAUCCUUACCCAGUCGGUGGUUGGACUUGGAGUCCGGGGUGACCUGGUCUCAGUGAAGAAAUCUUUGGGCCGGAAUCGACUGUUGCCUCGAGGUCUGGCUGUAUAUGCAUCCCCUGAAAACAAGAAACUCUUUGAAGAAGAGAAAUUGCUGAGACAAGAAGGAAAAUUAGAGAGGAUCCAGACCAGGGCGGGUGAGAUGACAGUGACGUUUCUCAAAAGCUGUCACCUGGAGGUGGGGAUGAAAAACAACGUCAAAUGGGAACUAAACCCUGAAAUAGUUGCCCGCCAUUUCUUCAAAAAUCUUGGUGUUGUGGUCGCCCCACAUGCGUUAAAGUUACCAGAAGAACCCAUUACACAGUGGGGCAAGUACUGGUGUGAGGUGACGGAUUCCUUUGGUUCUGUGUACAGGUAAAUGGACUUGACACUGUGAGGGUACCUAUGUCUGUGGUGAACUUUGAGAGGCCCAAGACCAAAAGAUACAAGUACUGGUUAGCCCAACAAGCUGCCAAGGGAAUGGCCCCCACCGGCUCCCAGACUUUCUGAAUCUACUCUCCCUCAAAAUCAGACAAGCAGAAUCAGGGGCCCCUGGAGGACACAGUCAGUUGAGCAUCUGACUUUAGCUCAGGUCAUGGUCUCUUCGGUUGGUGAGUUCGAGCCCCACAUUGAGCUCUGUGCUGUCGGUGCAGAGCCUCCUUUGGAUCCUCUGUCCUCCUCUCUCCCUGCCCCUCCCCCACUCACACUCUCUCCCCAAAAUGAAUAAGCAAAAAAGAAGAGCCGAAUCAGGAGCAGUGGAGCAACGAUGGGCCAUCACCCUGAUCAACUCCCAGCUCUGAUGAAAUAGUGGAAUUUUACAGAGCAUAUGGAGACAACAGCCGAAACUGCAUGUACACGUUGAAUCCUCUGUAUUUCCCACCUCUGUCUUGGACUGUUACCACAUCUGGCCUUACUGGGGUAGUCCUGCUCAAGGAGUACCAGGCUGUAGAUUUGAUAAGCUGAAUAUUAACAGAUUUUGGAAACAGUCUGGAUAUUAUUUAGCCUGAAAUUCACUGGAACAAAUGGAAGAGCUAGUCACUGUCUCCGUCACUAGGCUCAUUCUCAUACAAACUGAACAUUUGUAUCUCAAGAGGAAAUAAAGAGAUUGUGUUUUUACUUA
This is a messenger RNA of Leopardus geoffroyi (Geoffroy's cat), 1422 nucleotides long. RefSeq names its product mitochondrial ribosomal protein L9 (gene MRPL9). NCBI's taxonomy places the organism in Eukaryota, Metazoa, Chordata, Mammalia, Carnivora, Felidae. Gene Ontology annotation, molecular function: structural constituent of ribosome. The record is from RefSeq and is a predicted model, not a curated record. Gene Ontology annotation, cellular component: ribosome; mitochondrion. Gene Ontology annotation, biological process: translation. The transcript has 7 exons. The coding region runs from base 19 to 681 and encodes 220 amino acids.